Molecule: messenger RNA, 789 nt
Organism: Penicillium waksmanii
Lineage: Eukaryota; Fungi; Ascomycota; Eurotiomycetes; Eurotiales; Aspergillaceae
Product: Glutathione S-transferase-like protein ustS
Exons: 3
Coding region: 1-789 (262 amino acids)
Source: RefSeq, a predicted model, not a curated record
AUGUCAUCCUCCGAACCCGUCCACCUCUUUGAUAUCACCUCCACUCUACCAGGCUCCUCCAAAUCCUGGUCCCCAAACACUCUCAAAGUCCGCGCCGUCCUCAACUUCAAAGGAAUCCCCUACACCCAAUCCUGGAUAUCCUACCCGGACAUCGCCCCUCUACUCAAAAGCCUCGAUGUGACCCCCAAUGCAGCCGGCUACCCAUACACUCUCCCCACAAUCAUCCACAAAGACUCCAUAUCCACCAAUCCCCACGGCGCAAUGAUGGACUCUCUCCCGAUCUCUUCCCUUCCCCCCCCGCUCUUCCCCUCCGGCGACGCAAGUUACGCCCUCUUCGUCGCUCUCAGCAAAGUCGCUGGAGGCAUGGGCCCUGGAAUCCGCCAGCUGGUCAUACCCAAUGUGCUCCAGCAUCUGGACCCCCGUGGCCAGGAGUACUUCAGUCGUACCCGGGCGGUGACUUUCGGGAAACCGCUAUCAGAAGUUCGGCCCAAGGACCAGGCUGCGUUGGAUGAGAUCUGGAAGACUGUGGAGGCGGAGAGUCAGACGUUAGUGAGCAUGUUGAAAGGGCAGGAGGGUAAGAAGGGGCCCUUUCUUGAAGGGGAGAAGGCUGGGUAUGCGGACUUGAUGUUCUGCUGUAUAUUGGCUUUCUUUGAGCGGAUGGAUACCGCGUUCUUUGAGAAGCUGAUGGGUCUCGGUGAUGGGGAAUUGAAGGCACUUUGGGACGCGUGUAGGCCAUGGUUGGAGGGCCAGGGUGAGGAGAAGGAGUGGCCGAUUCCUGUGCAAGAGUGA